Messenger RNA from Stegostoma tigrinum, 1428 nucleotides. RefSeq names its product late histone H2A.2.2-like. Gene Ontology annotation, molecular function: structural constituent of chromatin; DNA binding; protein heterodimerization activity. The record is from RefSeq and is a predicted model, not a curated record. The coding region runs from base 377 to 820 and encodes 147 amino acids. Lineage: Eukaryota; Metazoa; Chordata; Chondrichthyes; Orectolobiformes; Stegostomatidae. The transcript has a single exon. Gene Ontology annotation, cellular component: nucleosome.
CCCUUUUUGCCGCUUGCAUUUAAGUUUUUGAAAAUCCGAUUCAAGGUCAGAAAUGGACAUUCCACUCGGUUCGGGAAUGCGGGAAAGGGAGAUGAAGUCAAAUAUACAUUCAUAAUCUAAAAGUAAAUGUAUUCGCGCAUUCUGUUCUGUUCAACGUCCGAGUUUUCGUUAAAUAUUGGCGGGCUUUUCGAGUUUGAAAGAAAGCGGCUGAUGAUUUGGCGCCGGGAUUUUCCGGCCUCCUGCCCGGGCCCUCUCCGGAUUGGUGAGGGAAGCAGAUAUCUGAUUGGGCAUUGAAACGACAUGAGGAGAUACUGAACAAUGUGACCAAUCAGCAAUGGCCGCACCCCCAUUCCUCCCGAAGGUAUAAGAGGACGGGAUGUGGCCGCUUUCCGGCAUUCUCUGUGAAAGUGUUUGUGAGUUUGUGGCGAUGUCUGGAAGAGGAAAGGGCGGUGGCGGUAAAGCUCGGUCGAAGGCGAAGUCCCGGUCGUCCCGGGCUGGGCUGCAGUUCCCGGUGGGCCGUGUUCACAGGCUCUUAAGAAAGGGUAACUAUGCUGAGCGUGUGGGUGCCGGAGCGCCGGUCUAUCUGGCUGCGGUGCUCGAGUACCUGACGGCUGAAAUCCUCGAGCUGACCGGUAACGCGGCCCGGGACAACAAGAAGACCCGCAUCAUCCCCAGGCACCUCCAGCUGGCCGUGCGCAACGACGAGGAGCUCAACAAGCUGCUGGGAGGUGUGACCAUCGCUCAGGGCGGGGUGCUGCCUAAUAUUCAGGCCGUGCUGCUGCCCAAGAAAACCGCCGCUGGGGGCGCCACUAAAAAGUGAAGAGACCGUUCUGUAACUUGACAAUCCAAAGGCUCUUUUAAGAGCCACCCACAACAUCAGUGAAAGAGUCUCAGACCUCGUUUUUGUUCGAUUGAUUUAAUUUUAAAUAUACAGAGCCUGGAACUUCGCAACGUCAAAUUUCAAUCACAUCAUUCAUUGAUCCUGUAGUUGUCACAGUUCGAUAGAAAAUGAAAUCCAUCCUGCUGCUCCUGAUUUCGGUAAUAUUUCCAUUCAGAGCUGGCAGCCGAUGAUCAGGAAGAAGUUAUGAUGAGCUUAUUAUAAAUUACAAUGUAUGACAUAAUUGGAGAACAGAAUAAUCGUUUUGCAAAUACGUUUUCCAGUCCCACUGCUUGUUGUUCACUGCCAAUUUCACAUCUCCCUUCAUCGCAUUAGAGAAAGCGAAAGUGACCCGGGACAGCACGUUGCAGGGUCAUUUGCUUCUGAUAAUGAACGGCCGCUGACCCUCUGCGCAUUAAUCUCAGGUGCAGCUCAUUUUCCUGCCUUUGAUAUUAUCGAGUCCUCACAGUGUGGAAGCAGGCCAUUCGGCCCAUCGAGGCCCGACUGACCCUCUGAAGAGCAUCUCUCACAAAGUGCCCUUCCAUAUCCCU